AAUUGAGCUCAGUUCAGGGUCCGGGUCUGCUAACUGUUUCACAACAACUGACCUGUGACUGGAAGUAGGCCUGGAGCCAGUUACUCAGCACUUUUCUGAUCCAUUAUAGUUUUACUUGCGCGACUGCAAACUGUUGGAGAGAUAUUUUCCAUCUCAGACUACACCAUGGCUUCCUUUCGAACACUUUCUGCUGUUAGAUCUUCUGUCAUUGCCAAAGGUCUUGUCAGGCCCUUGAGCACUCGCGCCUCAACGUCGAGCCGGAGCAAAGGAGCCUUGCUGUUGGGUACGGCCACGGCCGGUCUAAUCGGCUACGGAGCGUACAGGAAAUGGGAUGUGUUCACCGCCAAGGACGAUGCUGCCAAAGCUGUCAUGUCAGUGGUCAAUUCUUCGGCCGUCACCGCCGCUGGACCACCCCAAGCUCAGCCCUCGGUGUUUUCUCCGGGAAAGAACCACGCUCUGUACCUGUGGAUUCAUCUGAAGCCCGAGGCAAACUCCAAAGAAGUUGCUCGUGCUUGUGCGAAGCUGCAGAAGCUUGUUGAUGCCGUGGUAGACCCGGCCAUGAAGGAUGAAGACGAUGAAAUUCUCGCCGGCGUUGGGUUUGGACCAAAUUUCUAUGCUCAGGUGACGGGGAGAAAAGCUCCCAAGAACUUCACUUACCCCUAUAGGAAAGGUGCUCUUGGUGACAUGCCUAGCUCAGGUGGAGAAAUCUUCAUCCACGCCAAGUCCAACGAAACCAGCAAGCUGUUUGAGCUGUGCCAGCUGUUCAUCCGCUCCCUGCCCAAAGACAGCGUGGACAAGUUUGAGGAUAUUUAUAGCUUCGUCUACCAGAACGGCAGAGAUCUCUCAGGGUUCAUUGACGGAACGGAGAACAGAGCUGACGAUGAGGGCAGACAGGAGGUGGCCGUGGAGAAAGAAACUGGUGGGAGCUAUGUUAUUACCCAGAAGUGGAUUCAUAACCUGGACGUCAUCAGUACCGAGAAAACAAAAACGCUCGAGUCAUGGGUGGGGCGCGACAAAAGUGACAGCACAGAGCUCUCCCGCAAGUCCAUCUCAUCUCAUGUAGCCCGGAUGACCAGCGGCAAUGGUUUCCAGUCUCCCAAACCCGUGGAAAUUGUCCGUCAGUCCAUGCCCUUUGGCACCAUCAGUGGGGAAGCCGGACUGUUUUUCAUCGGCUACGCCGCUAACCCAAUCAACUUUGAGUACAUGUUGGACAGAAUGGUGGGCUCUGGAGGCGAUGGUCAUUCUGACGACAUCAUGAGACUGUCCAAGAAUGUCAAGGGAAACUACUGGUAUUUCCCUGGAGCGCAGGAUUUGGCGAAGCUGGCUUAACUUCAAGGGUUUUCCUUGCAUUUUUUAACCGUCUCGUAGGGGAGUGUAAUAAUAAUAUUCUACCUAUGAGAAAAGGAUAUUUGUAUAAAUAAUAUCUAUAGCAGCUCAGCUGGUCAUAUCCUGUAGUAGGUUUUUGCUAACACUCUAAUCUUGCCAUUACUGGAACUGAAACUAUUCCUUUCAGAGCUAACAAAUGUCCCGGCUGGCUGAUAGUUUUUUCGUAGUAUACUUACAUGGUACCAAACUUUGUAUUGUUUGUAUCAGUGUCAGGCCAUAUAGCAAUUUUUAUCUACACUUUAAUAAUUUGUGUUUAUUAUUAUUAAAGAAUAGACUUGUUAGUAGUAAGAAAAAUUCUGUUGCAUGGUCAGCCUUGUUUUCGUUGUUUUGUGUACAGGAGAAAAAAACAAAUUAUUGUUAGCCAAUUUAUGUGUCUCAGUUGUUGAUCUUUUCCACACUGUCAUACAAUAAAUUACAAGUUUUGUUGCUUUACAGACGACAGCAUUCGUCGCAAUUAUUGCUCUGUUAUUGCCAUAUAUAUUGAGAAACCAAGUGUCAUGGUGCUACAUUCCAUUUGUUUCAGUUUUCAAAAGAUGUCAAAAAUAUCCCAACAGGGCACUGGUAUAAUGUCUUUAAAUUUACCUUUUGGUGUUUAAAAAGCCUUCGAUAUUGUUCUUUAUCUGUGGGAGGAUGUUUUUGAGCAGUGAUGCACGUUCUCGAAGAAGAGUUGAAAUGUUCUUUGCCGUUGUGAAGUUAAUCGCUGUUAUUUUUGUAUUUCAUUUAUUCGACCUGCUUGUUCGGCAGACCAAAAUUUUUACGCUGUGGUCUUAGACAAAGAUCACCCGUUUUUUCUAUUUUUGUCACAAUUUUCCAUUGUGCCUUACACUGUUCAUUAAUAAGGAUGUUAUGUUGUUCCUGGAAAGGUUUUGAUGCUGCUACUACUAACUACUAUAAAAAGAGAUAAUGGAAAUGUCUACUUUUCAAAAUUGUUUUUUUUUUUUCAAAUUUCUGGAUAUGAUUGUGCGUGAUGUGCUGAAGGGUUUUGAUAUUUUUCUAUAAUUUUUAAUAGCAAUAUGGAAUUGUCUGUUUUUGUUCAAAAUUCCUACUUUUUUUUUUCAAAAUUCCUUUUUAUGAAAUGUGAUUUACCAAACAAAAAAAAGUCUGUCUAUGCUUGCCGUGGUCCUUAUAAGGCUGUUACCAUUGUUUCUCUACUAUGAUUUUAAUUUAUACUUGAUUUUCAUCACCGGUAUUUGUGGAGUUAAUACUGCCGUGUGUCUGUAAGUUCACAUUCUGUAACCAGAAGUAACUUCUUGCCUGUUCUCCUGUUGUAGCAUACGCUCAUUGUUUUUCAAAUGGUGUUCAUGCUAAGCUUGAUACCCAGACUCAAAAGUUUCUCCACGUCUAAUUUGUCAGCUUAUGCAAUAAAAUAUAUUUAAUGUUAACAAAUG
Messenger RNA from Aplysia californica (California sea hare), 2774 nucleotides. Its product is annotated as dye-decolorizing peroxidase YfeX. The transcript is spliced from 9 exons. NCBI's taxonomy places the organism in Eukaryota, Metazoa, Mollusca, Gastropoda, Aplysiida, Aplysiidae. Gene Ontology annotation, molecular function: heme binding; peroxidase activity. The record is from RefSeq and is a predicted model, not a curated record. Gene Ontology annotation, cellular component: cytosol. Bases 166 to 1329 code for a protein of 387 amino acids.